Molecule: messenger RNA, 843 nt
Organism: Colletotrichum karsti
Lineage: Eukaryota; Fungi; Ascomycota; Sordariomycetes; Glomerellales; Glomerellaceae
Product: glutathione S-transferase
Exons: 1
Coding region: 1-843 (280 amino acids)
Cellular component (GO): cytoplasm
Molecular function (GO): glutathione transferase activity
Source: RefSeq, a predicted model, not a curated record
AUGGCCAACGUCGAUACGUCAAUCGAUCCCCACACGACCGGCGCUGCUGCCCGACUUGCGGCCAAGCACUCGGAAGAGCAUGCGUUGAAGCUCUACGGGGGCUGGUUUUGCCCCUUCGUGCAACGCACAUGGAUCGUUCUCUGCGAGAAGAACAUCCCGCACCAGUACAUCGAGAUCAACCCCUACAAGAAGGACCCGGAGUUCUUGAAGCUAAACCCACGGGGACUGGUUCCGACUCUGGCCGUUCCCGUCGAUGUGAAGGGUAGCGAGCAGAAGCCUCUCUACGACAGCACCGUUCUCUGCGAGUACCUCGAAGAGGCCUACUCGGGAAACAACUAUGGACCGCAUCUUCUCCCGGAGGAACCCUAUGAACGGGCGAGAUGCCGACUGUGGAUCGACCACAUCAACUCCCGCAUCGUGCCGGGUUUCUACAAGUUCAUUCAGCAUACCCCUGAGAAGGAGUACAACAUCGAACAAGCUCGCGAUGAGUUUCUCGGGAACAUCAAGACUUUCACCAAAGAGUUCAGCUCUCAAGGGCCGUGGUUUCUGGGACAGACCUUCAGCUUGGUCGACGUUAUGCUGGCGCCGUGGGCAAUGCGUCUGUUUCUGUUUGACCACUACAAACCUGGUGGUCUCGGUGUGCCAGAGGAGGGGGAUGGCGGAGAAGACGAAGCUGUUUGGAGCCGUUGGAGGAAAUGGUUUGAUGCUGUGAAAGAAAGACAGAGCGUCCAGGACACCUUGAGCGACAGAGAUGCCUAUAUUGCGGUGUAUAAGAGAUAUGCGGAAGACAAGACGAACUCGGAAGUAGGACAAGCAACGAGAGGAGGGAAGAGAAUGCCCUAG